Messenger RNA from Limulus polyphemus (Atlantic horseshoe crab), 979 nucleotides. Its product is annotated as protein bicaudal D-like. The transcript has 6 exons. Gene Ontology annotation, biological process: protein localization to organelle; regulation of microtubule cytoskeleton organization; microtubule anchoring at microtubule organizing center. Gene Ontology annotation, cellular component: Golgi apparatus; cytosol. Lineage: Eukaryota; Metazoa; Arthropoda; Merostomata; Xiphosura; Limulidae. Bases 74 to 979 code for a protein of 301 amino acids. Gene Ontology annotation, molecular function: dynactin binding; cytoskeletal adaptor activity; dynein complex binding. The record is from RefSeq and is a predicted model, not a curated record.
UUUGCGUUCUAAGUUCAUAAGCUUAUCGCUGUUCUACAGGGGGACCUCAUUUGGUAACAUCAGACUGUUAACAAUGGGAGACUUUAAGAAGUUAAUUAGCGAAUUGACUACCGAAAGAGACAGCCUUAAAGACGAGCUAGAACGACUUCAUCGUGAGUUGGCCCAGACAAGCCAUGAAAAGAUCCAGUCUGCUCAGUAUGGUUUAGUGUUGCUGGAUGAAAAAGAAGCACUCCAGCAGAGGUGUGAAGACCUUGAGGCACUUUUUGAUGCAACAAAACAUGAACUGGAUUGUUUAAAAGAGGCACUUGCCAAGUCUCAAACAAGUCAGAAGGUGUCGGCAACAACUGGCAUCGAACAAGAAGAAAAUCUUCUAAAAGAAACGGCCCAUAAAGAAGCUUCUUUCACCUCAACGCUUCAAGAAUUAGAACGUGAAAUAAAACAAGUGAAGCAAGAACUGGCUAGAGUAGAAGCGGAGAGGGAUCGUAUCCAUCAGGAUUAUCUAGAUCUGUCCAAACAAAUUGAAGUCAGUGAGUGGGAAAAGAAAAAUUUGAAGUUAGAGCUCAAGGAAAUAAAAUUAAGAGAAGGAAGACUUUUAAUAGAUAAUAAUGAACUGGAAGAUGAGAACAUUUCAUUACAGAAGCAAGUGUCUUUGCUACGAUCCUCUCAGAGAGUAGAGACUGUAGGAAGCCAACAUCGAGUAGCGAGGACUGUAGGAAGCCAACACAGAGUAGCGAGGACUGUAGGAAGCCAACACAGAGUAGCGAGGACUGUAGGAAGCCAACACAGAGUAGCGAGGACUGUAGGAAGCCAACACAGAAUAGCGAGGACUGUAGGAAGCCAACACGGAGUAGCGAGGACUGUAGGAAGCCAACACGGAGUAGCGAGGACUGUAGGAAGCCAACACAGAGUAGCGAGGACUGUAGGAAGCCAACACAGAGUAGCGAGGACUGUCAUAGGUCAACAUAAUGAAGAUACUUGA